AUGGCGCCCUCCUCCACCCCAGACCAAAAACGCCUAUACAUCCUCGACUGCGACCUCAGCCACUGGGACUCGCGGCACGGCCGCAUCAUCUCCUGCCUCGCCGACGGGUCCGACCAGCAAGACCUCGUGACGAAUCUGCACGAGUUCCCCGACGGCAUCGCCAUCGACCACGCCCGCGGCCACCUCUACUGGACCAACAUGGGCACGUCGGGCUUCUCCGCCGCCGACGGCUCCAUCCAGCGCUGCGACCUCUCCACCGGCGCCAACGUCACCACCAUCAUCCCCGCCCGCACCGGCAUCGGCGCCCUCCGCACCCCAAAGCAACUCGUCCUCGCGCCCCUCUCCCAAAAGCUCUACUGGUGCGACCGCGAAGGCAUGCGCGUCAUGCGCGCCAACCUCGACGGCAGCGGCGUCGAGACGCUCGUGCAAACCGGCACCGCGCCGGACGACGCCGCCGACAAGUCCCGCUGGUGCGUCGGCGUCGCCGUCGACGAGCGCGCCGGCCUGGUCUACUGGACGCAAAAGGGCCCGUCCAAGGGGGGCGCGGGGCGCAUCUUCCGCGCGCCCAUCGACGCCGCCACCCGCACCGAACACUUCGAUCCAGCGCGCAGGACCGACGACGUCGAGUGCCUCUUCGACGGGCUGCCCGAGCCCAUCGACCUCGAGCUGGACGUCGGCCGGCAGCUGCUGUACUGGACGGACCGGGGGGAUCCGCCGACGGGGAACACGCUGAACAGGGCGUACGUGGGGCCUGGUAUGGAAGGGGGGAGGGGAGAGGAGGAGAAAGGGGGCGGGCGUGAGAGGCAGGUUUUGGCGAUGCGCUUUCACGAGGCGAUUGGGUUGGCGCUGGAUGAGAGGGAGGGCGUGGCGUACGUCACUGAUCUGGCGGGGGGCGUGUAUCGGGUGGAGCUGCCGGCGGAGGGCGGCGGCGGGGGGCAAGGGAGGAAGGAGGUCUUGAUUGCCGAGCUGGGCGAUGUGACGGGUAUCGCGCUGGGUGGUGGAAGCUGA
Molecule: messenger RNA, 1008 nt
Organism: Diplodia corticola
Lineage: Eukaryota; Fungi; Ascomycota; Dothideomycetes; Botryosphaeriales; Botryosphaeriaceae
Product: low-density lipoprotein receptor ywtd
Exons: 1
Coding region: 1-1008 (335 amino acids)
Source: RefSeq, a predicted model, not a curated record